AUGAACGUAGCCUUGAUUAGCAAAUGGAAGUGGCGUUUGAUUGUGGAAAAGGAAGCGAUUUGGAGGGAUAUUAUAAUUGCUAGAUAUGGCAAUGUUAGGCUUAAGGUUCUAGUUGGGGACAAUUCGGUGUUGGAAAGGAAAGAUUCAAUUUGGUGGAGAGAUUUAAUUUUACCGGAUAAUUAUGAGAACCUUCAAAACAAGCAUUUCGCGGGAGCAAUUGAAUGUACGGUUGGGAAUGGAGAAGAUAUUCCUCUUUGGUAUGCUUGUUGGUUAGGUCCGCAAAUGUUAAUGGAGGCAUUCCCGGAGCUGUACCAUUAUGCAGUAAAUCAUUUGGAGGCUGUUUGUAAUGUCGGUACAGUGCGUGACGGAAGGUGGGAUUGGAGAGUUGACAAACUGGUGGCCACGGGCAGUACUGGAAUUGUGGAGCAGCAGCACUUUGUCUUGUUUUCCGAACUGUAUUAUCUUUUGCAUGGUCUGGCUUUUCGCGGCAGCAGCAUGGAUGGUUUUACGUGGAACUUGUGCGAGGAUGGGGUCUUCACCGUCAGCUCCUGUUACGACCAUUUCAAGGAGAAGCUUUCCGGCCCUCCUUUAAAGCAUGACAAGGUAACUGCUCUGGAUCAUCUUUGGAAAAUAAAAUCUCCUUCAAAAAAUUUGUUUUUCGGGUGGCGUUUGAUUCUUGAAAAAUUAGCCACAAAAGAUCAAUUGGCUAGAAGAGGUAUUCUAGUAGAAGGUAUAGAGACCGCUUGUGUGUUUUGCCAAUCGGAGGAGGAAACAUUAGUACACUUAUUUGCGGGUUGUUCGGUUACUUUAGGAAUUUGGCGGAAAGUUUUUGGUUGGACGGAUCUUGGUACAACAAUGUCAUUGGAGGAUUUUGUGAAUUUUUUUCACAAUUGUAGCAAUAUAAAGUGUGUUAAUAAAAGGUUUAUAGGAGCGGUGAUUUGGCUCUCGACGGUGUGGAGCUUGUGGCUCAAACGCAACGCGAUGGUUUUCAAAAAUGAAACUUUUAGCUUUACCGAUUGUAUGACGGAGAUUGUUUUCAAUUCGUGGAGGUGGCUUAACUCGUUUUAUAAACGGGUGGACUUUUGUAAUUUUUAUCGAUGGAAUAUCCUACCGCUCUCUUGUUUUGAGGCUUAG
Messenger RNA from Vicia villosa (hairy vetch), 1134 nucleotides. RefSeq lists its product as uncharacterized. The record is from RefSeq and is a predicted model, not a curated record. The transcript has a single exon. Bases 1 to 1134 code for a protein of 377 amino acids. NCBI's taxonomy places the organism in Eukaryota, Viridiplantae, Streptophyta, Magnoliopsida, Fabales, Fabaceae.